AUUUUGUUUGUCUCUAGUUAAGGACGUGUCGGUUGUGUGUAUUGCUUAUCGCGGUGAAGCAGAGGAGGCACGGAAACGUCUGUCACUGGGUACAUGAGAAUAUUGGUGUUGCCUUGAUAUGCGAGUGUACAAUUUUAUGCAUAUUAUUUGACUAAAUGCGAAUAAAUAUUACGAGUGCUCACAAAAUAAACAAAUAUAAAUUUAUAUUGUAUUUUGCUCAUUGAAAAAGUGAUAUCAAAAAUUAUUUUAAAGUUACUCAACAUUGCAAAGGAUACAAUUAUAAAGUGUGUAUAGUAAAAAGGAAAAAGUUGACGAGAAGGAAAUGUCAGAAAAAUCAUCGGAAUAUAUGAAGCGAACUUGCCUCAUCUGCGGCUGCCACACAAAUCAAACCAUUAACAUCUAUGAGCCUAGGAGCGGACCUAAUAUUGUAGAACUUAUUCAAGCAAAAUUUAAAUUCCAGCCCUUGAACGAAGAUAAAUACUUGUGUUUCAGCUGCAACAAUUGGUUAAUCAACUGGCAUUCACUGCAGGCAUUGAACAGUAACGACGCAGAAAGUCCUUCUGGUACCUUUCGUCCCCAAAUGAAUAGCAUGUUGCCCAAAGAGAAAGCGGAAAAUCGCCGUCAACAAUCUCACAGUCAGCUUUCUGAUCAAAAAGCCAAUAAAGGAGCAUAUCGACCAAUAGCCAAAGUAUUCCCUUGGAGAAUAAUAUCGAAAACCCCAGAAACAAUAAAGGACAGUAAAGUGUCAACUACAGAAUACUCAUCAUUUCAAGCGUCCACAGCAGAACAAUUAUUUUUGGUUGAGGGAAAAUGCAACCGGAAUUCGCAAAGUGAAAAACGUAACAGCAAAUGCUAUUAUACAAAACGUAAAAUGAUAUUGAAAAAGAUUCGAACGCGGAGACAAUGUUCUGAGUACAACAAAUCUCAGCAGCCAUUUAAACUCCCAGAAGACACAAAUGUUGCAGAUGUCUUUAAGAAGGAAAUACAGCAGAAAAAUAAUUGCCAACAAACAAAUAUUUUAUCACAAAUCAGAAUAUUUGGAAAUACUAACAAUGCUAACACGAUUAUUAGUCACAAUCAAAGCUUAAAGCGUCCUUUGGUAGAUGGUAAAAUGGUAUCAAUGUUACGCCGACUUGGAACUACCCUUUCUCAUGAAAAUUUCAAUCGAGGAACCAGUUCUUCAAGGCCGCUGUUACCACAAAUAAUGAGUCCUACCAAAUCAACACCUCAUUGGACACGUCAGCUGGAUGAGGAUGAAAUUCUACUCGACUUUGAUUCCGCAAUAUCGGAAGUGCUGCCGCAAGUUAUUCGAGUGCAGCAACAAAAACUUAACGACGAAAACUGUAUGCCGGAAGCUAUGGCUGUGAAGCAAGCGUAUAGAAGUUUAACGUAUCAAGUGUCACUUGAUGAAGAUGAUAGUCAAUGUGUUUAUCCUGUGUUACCUGAAGGCCUGAGUAUUUCUUUAGUUUAAAAGCCAAACUUUAAACGCUCUGCAACCGCAUCGGCAGUGAGAAGGGUAAAAGUAAUGUGAAAACGGUACAUACGUACAUACCAAUGGACAUACGAUAGUAUGUUUAUAUGCAUGUUUGUAUCGUGUAUGUAUGAAUUUGAAUUUGUGAACUCUCAAAGCAGUAAAUUUUUGCCUACGAGAAGUUCACCUGAUUGUAUGUUGGUACUAUGCCUGUGUGUAUGUGUAUGUGUACAUAGAAUUUUCCUUAGAAACCGUUAUUAGUCAAAGUUUUUUUAAGAUAAUUUAUACUCAUUAUACAAAUUAAUCUGAUCUUUAAAUAUGCAUUUUAGUUUAAAUAUUAUUCUGUUAAAACGUAAUAAAAAGAAAUAAAUAAAUACAUAUUGUGC
Molecule: messenger RNA, 1857 nt
Organism: Ceratitis capitata (Mediterranean fruit fly)
Lineage: Eukaryota; Metazoa; Arthropoda; Insecta; Diptera; Tephritidae
Product: protein phyllopod
Exons: 2
Coding region: 323-1471 (382 amino acids)
Cellular component (GO): nucleus
Molecular function (GO): zinc ion binding
Source: RefSeq, a predicted model, not a curated record